GGCGCCGCGGGGGCCAUGGUGUUCGGCGGCGUCGUGCCCUACAUCCCACAGUACCGGGACAUUCGGCGCACCCAGAACGCCGAGGGCUUCUCCACCUACGUCUGCCUGGUGCUGCUGGUCGCAAACAUUCUGCGCAUACUUUUUUGGUUUGGAAGGCGUUUUGAAUCCCCUCUUUUGUGGCAGAGCAUUAUCAUGAUCAUUACAAUGUUACUGAUGCUGAAACUGUGCACUGAAAUUCGUGUGUCCAAUGAGCUGAACGUGAAACGCCGCUCUUUUGCAGAUUUUGACUUGAACUAUUUUUGGCAUUGGAGCAAGUUUACAGACUACGUGCAGUGUGUCCUCACGUUCACUGGUGUGACUGGUUACAUCACUUACCUGUGGCUGGACUCCUCUCUCUUUGUGGAAACGCUGGGCUUCCUUGCAGUGUUCACUGAGGCCAUGCUGGGCGUCCCCCAGCUGUACCGCAACUACCAGAACAGAUCAACAGAAGGAAUGAGGAGCUGGUGCAACACUGCUGAAGGCAGUGGGAGUUCCCUGACACCUCUGAAGUCCAUUAUCGAAGUCCAGCUGGGAGUUCCAAGUAUCAAGAUGGUGCUGAUGUGGACCAGUGGGGACACGUUCAAGACUGUUUACUUCAUCCUGAAUCAGGCCCCUUUCCAGUUCUCCAUCUGUGGACUCCUGCAGGUAUUUGUGGACAUCGCUAUCCUGUUGCAGGUUUACUUGUACAGCCACUACCCUCAGAAGCCCGUGUCCCACACUGCACAUCCAGCCAGCACCAAGGCCCUGUGAGGAACUUGGCUGGGCAGGUUGCAGGUCAGCAGAGUCAGCCAUGGCAUCUCUUCUUCCACUUGUAAAUACUCCUGUGUGUUGCCAAGUUGAAAGCAGAAAUGAGAACAAGGAUGGAAAAUGCGGCUGCACGUCCAGCCUUGGAGGUUCUGUGUUAAAUAACUUGCUCUGUUUUCAGACUUAGCUGUACAGAACUGUUUCUUGGUGGGGGGAGGGACACUUUAUUUUUGCAUAUGUACCUAUGAGCCUUAUUAAUUCACAAAUGUUUGUAUAUAUAAUCACAAGGGCUGGAUGGUUUGUGUUUUUAAUGCUAUUUAAAAAUGUUACACCACAGAAAUUAUAGGAUAUUUUGUCUGAAACUUCUACCUAUUUAUAAAAUAUAAAGUCUGUAUAUUGGCAGGAGGUUUGUGGCAUAUACUAGCAUUCAGUAUCUCCAUGAUGGAGGAAGCAGUAUUGAAGAGCAAAUCCAGGAGCUUUCUCUUUUCCCUAUAAGGAUGUCUGGUGAGAGAAGGUGGGGGUGGGAGGCCCUGCAAAGAGGUGAGCAGCCAGAAAUGAGCCGACCACAGAUGCUGUAAAGCUAAAGGGUCAGCAGAUAUUCAUCCCUGCUGCAGGACACAUGGAGGAGAUGGUGGAGGGGGUCUGAUGGUGCUGGAGUCACGUCUAGAGCUGGCACAGCCAGUCAAACAUCCAGGCAAAAGGAGGAGCCAGCAGGUGAUUUCUGGGAACUUAGGUAUUCGUGCUUUGAAACUGUGGGGUGUGGGAAUAGCCUGCCCUGCACCUGGGGGCAGUGCUGCCCCUGCAGCUGUGCACAGGACACAGCUGGGAUGCAGGGUCUUUCCCAAACCGAGCGGCCAGCAGUGGGCAUUGCCAGUAUUGCCAAGCAAGUAUUUCUAGAUGUGAUUGAGCCACAGAGGUAGAAGCAGGUCCACUUUCAUUGGCUCAGAAAUGAAAAAGUUUGAGAUGGAGGAACAAGCUGAAUCCCCUGGAGUAGGACCAGCAUCUGACAACUUGAUUUGUUGAGGCUGAGAUUCGUGUUCAUGUUGUUCAAUGCCAAACAAGAGCCGGGUUAUGUUUUGGGGUGUUUCCUGCAUUGGCCCAACAAGGAAGGGGUCCAUGUUUUUCUUUUACUGUUGUGAACUGUUGGGCUCUUAAAGAAGAGGUUUUUCUCUUUUAGAAGAAUGAGCAGGCUGUACUGAGAGGGACUAAAAGAGCAGAGUUCAUGUAGAUGUUGACUCUAAAGGUCAUCAGCCAGCACAGGCCACCAUACUCUGUCUGUGACAUGCAGCCCUGGUGGUGUGCACCCGUGGGGCUGUGACCAAGCCCCUGGGCUCCUGUUGUGACACUGCUGUCAUGAACCUGCCCCGGGUGAUGUGAGGAGGCCAUAGCAAUGCCCUCGGUCCCAGCAACAGCUGUGCCUGUGCUGCUUCCUUCAUGAGGCUUCCUCCCUCUGCUGGGUGAGUCCUGUCUGGCCACAGCCAAGGUGUUGGACAGAUUUUUCAGAAGAAUUUUUUCUCUAAGAAUAGCCCAAGAGCUUCUGUUUUCUUAGCAGUGGCAGCAAGUAUGAGGUUUGAUGACUUCAGUGUGUAAGUCAGAUAAUUCCCCUACCGUGCUUUCUUUGAGAACCUCACGAUUUGAGUCUGGACUGUCUGGAUUGGUGGCAAACUGUCCAGUGGAGGGGAGUCACACCGUGCCCAGGCACUGACUCCCUGCUCUUUGUUCAAUACCAUACUCUUCUAGGCCUGAAGUGACCUUACAAAGACAAUGUACUCAGCAUGGCAGGCUAUGAAUGUUUUGUUCCUCUCUUUUCUCCAAUGUUCUGGUUGUGCUACAAGAACAUCUGGGCUUUUGUCUUUUUUAAUUGAAAACAUAACUGGCUUCUCCGGUAUGCUGCUUUAAUGAGGAUUGUAUUUCUACUGUUAGAAAACAAACACUUUGUUGUGUGUUUUAAUUGUCUGAAGGGUUUUUUUAAUAACUUGUAAUGGUAAGAUUUUUGUAUUUGGUGGUCUUUUUCUAAUAUUCUGCAAAACAGGGAUGCAAGAAAUUUCUGGUUCAUAAGAAACUUACUUUGGUAUGUUACAGCUUCACUGGGAGUGCACACUUUUGGCCACGUCUUUGGCUUUGAACUACAGAUAUUACUGAGGAUAAAACAAUUUCUGCUUUUUCCUUUUGGGAUUCUUCCUUGGGUGGAUUCUUGAGUCUGUCACCAGUACCUAAACCAGCGAGCUCUGCGGAUCAGUCUCAUUUACACCAGAGCAGCAAAUGCUGGAAGAGAAGCCAGUGAAACCAUGUCUAAGUCAUCUUUUGUAUGUGGCAUUUAGCAAGUAGGACUCUUGGCCAGGAACUCUAGAACUUCUUGCAAGGUACUUUAGGGACAAAGUGUUACAGAACUUUUGUUUUGUUCUCUAAUUGUCAGGAAGUAUCUGUUUCAAUGAUCACCUCAGAGAAUAAGAAAUCGCUUUCUUUAAAUACUUCUCUUUGAAUGUAUGGCACAUUUCACGGACUUGAUUUUUUCUGUCAGUUGCAAUGUUUUUUUUAAUAAAAAUUACCUAUUAUAUAUAAA
Zonotrichia albicollis (white-throated sparrow) is the source of this 3346-nucleotide messenger RNA. NCBI's taxonomy places the organism in Eukaryota, Metazoa, Chordata, Aves, Passeriformes, Passerellidae. The record is from RefSeq and is a predicted model, not a curated record.